AUGAUCAAGUCAGUCCUUGCUACCGCUGCUUUGGCCACUGGUGCCUGGGCGGCUAGACCCUUCCUCAACGAGCCCGACACUGGCAUCGAGCUUGCUCUCCCUGAUCUGGCGGUCGGUGAGCUCCCGCCACUCGAUGCCAUGGUUGGCCUCCCAGACUUUGACUAUGCGGCGCGCAACUACCUCCCCGUCGAGAACUACACCUACUACCGCAACGGAGCGGGUGGUGAGUGGAGUUACCGCAACAACCUGGAAAUCUUCCACCAGUUUCACUUUCGACCUCGAUCCAUGAUCGACAUCUCCAAGGUCAACCAGACCCUCAAGACAACCAUCCUCGGCCACGAGUUCUCCGCCCCCUUCUUCAUCUCACCCGCGGCACGGGCUGGGUACGGCCAUCCCGAUGCCGAGUUGAACCUCGUCAAGGCGGCUGGUGCCCAGGACAUCCUGUACAUGCCCGCCCUCUACGCCACCAAGACCAUUGAGGAGAUUGCCGCGGCCAAGAAGGAGGGCCAGGUCGUCUUCCAGCAGCUCUACCUCGACUCCGCCGCCGACGACGAGGUCACCCAGGCGCUCUUUGACCGCACAGAGGCCGCGGGCGCCGAUGCCAUCGUCUUCACCAUCGACUCGGCCGCCAACGGCAACAGGCAGCGCGCCGCCCGCUUCGACGUGGGUAGCGCAGUGGUCGCGUACGAGGCCUACUCGUGGGACUAUCUCGACAAGAUCAGGAACAUGACCGACCUGCCCAUCAUCCUCAAGGGCAUCGGAUCCGUCGAGGAUGCCAAGCUCGCCGUGGAGCACAAGGUGCCCGCCAUCAUCCUCUCCAACCACGGUGGACGCCAGGUCGACGGUGCCCAGUCCUCGCUCGAGACGGCUCUGGAGAUCCACGCCGAUGCGCCCGAGGUCUUUGAGCAGAUAGAGGUUUACGCCGAUGGUGGUGUUCGCUAUGGCGCCGACGUCCUCAAGCUGCUUGCUCUUGGCGUCAAGGCCGUCGGUCUCGGCAGGCCGUUCCUGUACGCCAACGUGUUUGGCCAGGAGGGCGUGGAGAAGGCCAUUGAGCUGUUGAAGACGGAGAUUGCCUACGACGCUGGCAACAUUGGUGUCCCUGACGUGGGCAAGAUUGGGCCCGAGGCUGUGAACUGGAGGACUGGCUUCUAUGGUUUUGGGGGGAAACCGCAGGGUCCCCGUUGA
Molecule: messenger RNA, 1185 nt
Organism: Emericellopsis atlantica
Lineage: Eukaryota; Fungi; Ascomycota; Sordariomycetes; Hypocreales; Bionectriaceae
Exons: 1
Coding region: 1-1185 (394 amino acids)
Molecular function (GO): oxidoreductase activity; FMN binding
Source: RefSeq, a predicted model, not a curated record